GCAUCUCCUUUGAUAUAGAUGUACAUGUAGCAGUCUGAUUCAUCGCCUCUUUUCCAGAUGACGAUGGAUGCCAGCGCUGUUCAGGCGAGAAGAGCAGCGGGGCCGAGCAAAGCACGGAGAUCCCGGCGUGAAUCAUCGUGUGUGCUGUCUGUGUUUCUGUGAUUGUGUCGUUUGUCAUGGGAAUCUCUGCAGAUGUCAACGUCGGCGAUGCGGCAGCAGCUGCUGGCACAGAUAACAGGCUAUCAGACCAAUCAGGCGAGGGUACGCAAUCAACACACUCAUUCAUUCAUUCACUCACUCACUCACUCAGUCCAUCGCUCAUCGGUGCCUGUGUGUGUGCUGCGGUGUACAGGUCAACAAUUGCAUCGGCCGACUCUCUCAGCUGGACACCGCUGCGAUUACACCCCUGGUGCGGCCAGACUGCCACACAAUGACAGCACAAAGGCCUCUGUGUCAUGGUGCUGUCGUGUGCUCUCGUGCGGUUCAUUCGUCAGAUGUUGGCCAGGGGUCAGUCGUCAGCUCGCCAACGAAUCGGCCCGUCUGGCCCAGCUGGCGGACGACAUCGACUCGACCAUCGCACUCACAACACACACCCGCACUCAGGUGAGAGAGAGACCACACACAGGCACACAGCUGCCGGUGUGUCUUUCUAUGUGUCAUCAGGCCCAGCGGCGGUUGCACCUGACUGACAUUCCCGCCGAGCCGAUGAGUAUCGUCCUGGCACUCUCUGACCCCACCGCCGUCGGCCGACUCAAGGCGACAGCCCGUCACUUGAGAAACGCCCUGCGGCCCAUCAUCCGCCGUAUUCGGCUGCGGAAGGCCAUCGAGUGUGCGGGGGUGGGCGGUGUGGUGCGGUUCGACGAUCAGCUGUGCCACGGCGAUGUGAUGAAGGCCAUGUGGGUGGUGGAGGAGGGGGGCGAGGGUGGCUGGGGGGAGGCGGCGGACACACUCAGAUUCGCUGAGCAUUUUGGCUAUUGCCAGCUGCCGGUCACUGUGGGUGCUGGAGAUCUGCAGAUACACGCUAGCAAGGCGGUAAGCGCGACACACAUGAGAAGAGGCAAUGGGGCAAUGGGUGGAUGGCUCUCUGUGUGCUUGUGUGUGUGUUGGCUGCAGGAGUACUGA
Molecule: messenger RNA, 1122 nt
Organism: Vitrella brassicaformis
Lineage: Eukaryota; Vitrellaceae
Source: the annotation of a GenBank genome assembly